This is a messenger RNA of Diabrotica virgifera virgifera (western corn rootworm), 1048 nucleotides long. RefSeq lists its product as uncharacterized. The coding region runs from base 347 to 973 and encodes 208 amino acids. The record is from RefSeq and is a predicted model, not a curated record. The transcript has 2 exons. Lineage: Eukaryota; Metazoa; Arthropoda; Insecta; Coleoptera; Chrysomelidae.
UUGAAUCGGUUCUUAGGAAACGCAAAAUAUGCAACGUUGCACAAGUUUGACUUGACCAUCUGUGGUGAUACCAGGAAUUUGGAACCACAGAAAACUGUGCGAGAGAGUGAGAAUGAUGGUAAACACGUUUACUGAUUAUUUUUGACGAAAAGGGGUAUACCCAUGCCUCAUAAUUACUAAAAUGAGUGUCAAUAUCAACAAUAGAUGUUUAGACGUCUUGUAGGUGAUGUUGUACUUUUAUCAAACGGUUGCCUUAGUAUUUAUUUAGGUCUGCAUAAUGGUUGUGACAAUUUAAUACCAUUUAAAGAAAGUCACAAGUUACUAACCUGUCGUUUUAAUACUGAAGAUGAAUAUUUUCACGCCAAUAUGGAUUGCGCUGCUAGUUGCUGCCUUAUUAUUUGCAAUUGCGUAUUGUAUUCUAGUGCUGUACACCAGAUGUACUAACAAACAAAGAAAAGGUCAACAAUUUUAUGAGAAUAAAAAUCAAGGUUUCGCGUACGCAGGUUUCAAAAAUGAAGUCACCAACAGUGAAACAACCACAGAACCAUCUAAGAGCCAAUUAGAAACUAAAGUUCCAAUUGAGUCUGUUUCUACUCAAGACGAAAAAGCUGACCAAAGCAAUCCCAAUGCAGCUAAAGGCUUACUAGUCGCCAGUGCUUUACUACAAGUAUUGACUCCUUCCAGUGGCAACAAUCAGAGUUCUAGGCACUUCUUUGGUGGUCCUGGAAGUAACGGAGCAAGCCAGCAUAGUUCAGGAAAUGAUGCGUUCGGUCCAUCUGGCAGUAAUAGUGGAAGGUCUCAUUCAAAGUAUGCUUUAGGACAUAAGGCACGCUAUAAUAGUGUUUUAUUGGCAGGGGGAAUUGAUAGUGUAGAUGGCACGUGCGACUCUGAUCACAGUAGGCAUGAUACGGGAGGAGAUAGUGGGGGCGGCGAUGCAGGGGACGGAAGCGGUGCCGGUGCAUGUGAUGUCUAAACUAUUUUACUUUUAGUUAGUCUGCAUACAAAUAUUUUGUAUAAUGUUUUUAAAAUAAAUUUAUAUUUUUUUGUA